Molecule: messenger RNA, 282 nt
Organism: Saccharomyces paradoxus
Lineage: Eukaryota; Fungi; Ascomycota; Saccharomycetes; Saccharomycetales; Saccharomycetaceae
Gene: TIM10
Product: protein transporter TIM10
Exons: 1
Coding region: 1-282 (93 amino acids)
Biological process (GO): protein insertion into mitochondrial inner membrane
Cellular component (GO): mitochondrial inner membrane
Source: RefSeq, a predicted model, not a curated record
AUGUCUUUCCUGGGUUUUGGUGGCGGUCAGCCUCAAUUAUCAUCUCAGCAAAAGAUUCAAGCUGCGGAGGCUGAAUUGGAUUUAGUCACUGAUAUGUUUAAUAAGUUGGUUAAUAAUUGUUAUAAAAAAUGUAUCAAUACUUCUUACUCCGAGGGUGAACUGAAUAAGAAUGAAUCUUCGUGCCUAGACAGAUGUGUGGCCAAAUACUUCGAAACCAAUGUACAAGUUGGUGAAAAUAUGCAGAAAAUGGGCCAGUCAUUUAACGCAGCCGGCAAGUUUUAG